Selaginella moellendorffii is the source of this 838-nucleotide messenger RNA. RefSeq lists its product as uncharacterized. Lineage: Eukaryota; Viridiplantae; Streptophyta; Lycopodiopsida; Selaginellales; Selaginellaceae. The transcript is spliced from 3 exons. Bases 284 to 601 code for a protein of 105 amino acids. The record is from RefSeq and is a predicted model, not a curated record.
CUGGGAGUUCCAUUAGAGCUAGAGUUUCUUGAAUAGCUUACUAUGUGUGUUUCCUUCUCAGCCAAGCCUGGCACUGAGAAAGCAGGAUUUCAGCGACGUGGAGAGAUCGAUAGUGCGGCUGCGGGUGGGGAGAGAUCGAUCGUUGUUUCCUCUCGAUUCUAGCAGCAGCAAUCUCCUCGUGGAGCUCCUGCUCUCCACAGCAGGAGCAGCAGCAAUCUCCUUGUGGAGCUCCUGCUCUCCACAGCAGGAGCAGCAGCAUUCGGGGCUGGGACUGGGGUACAUUAUGCCACAAGUGACUGCUAUCCCUCGCCCAAGUGCCAGCAAUAGCAUUUUCAUUCUGGCAAAAGCAAAGCUCGUAUUGUGGCUCGCGGCAAUGGGGGUCCAAGGUCCUACUGGACGAAUCAAAACGAGAACCAGCAAGCAAUCACAAGGUUUUGCCAUGGAUGCCACAGGAAGAAAUCCCUUCUUCUCAGCCAUGGUGAUCUUGGAGAAGGGUGGCUAUCCCAUGAUGCAAUGGAACCUAGGAAGGUCAGAGUCAUCUUUUGCAGCCAUCAAGUUUAAGACGGAGUCAUCCUGGCAAUCAAGUUCAAGGCGUAGUUGAGACCACUCUGGUUCAUCAACUAUUUCCAGACAACUUCACUUCUUUAAUAUAUGAUUUCAAGCACAGUCUUCAUCUACAGCCAAUGUGGAGUUCUCCAUGGCCACGGCCAUCAAGAGUUCUUGAUGGGCAAGUGCCAUCAAACACAAGGCUGCUGAGUCUGAGUGUUACAAGCACAAUAAGGUUGAGAGGUAUUUCAUAUGUCUCAAGGAACGCUCAAAAGAAAUACAAUAAAAUAAA